CUCACAGGCGGCGGCUGCACAGGCCUGUCCCCGGCGGGCAGGCAGGCAGGCAGGCACCGGGGCGGGAAUACCAGCGCAAAUGUUGGCGAACGGAUCCAAGGGGAGGUGGAGGGGAAUGCUUUAACAUUUAGAAAAUAAAAUUAAAGGAAUUUAACUUGAACCUGAGGGCGAUCGGGGACGGAGUGACUGACUGUUGCAGAUUAUGGCGUCAACCACAGAGGAUUUGGAUGCAGAAAAUCAAUUUUCUCCAGAACCUGAAACCAGCAAAAUUCAUCAUGGAGUGCGAGCCGAUGUAUCGCCUGAUGCAAAGUGUCCUAUCUGUCUGGACAGAUUUGACAACAUGUCUUACAUCGAUCGAUGCUUCCACAAAUUUUGCUUUCGUUGCAUUCAGGAAUGGUCCCGCAACAAAGCAGAAUGCCCUCUGUGUAAACAGCCAUUCAGCUCCAUUUUCCACAGUGUACGAACUGAAAAUGAUUUCCAAGAGUAUGUCCUGAAGGCAACAGAGAAUGGCUCCUUUGGCAGUCCAGGCGGCCAGCGAUUUCGAUAUCGCACAACACUAACUCGAGAACGCCGCAGGGCCCACCAGCCUCGGAGCUCCCCAGUAAUUUCACAGUUGCCUGACAACGGAGUGGUGUUUGAGGGACUGGGGCGACAACCCCGGGCACAACAGGGCCGCAACUUGCGCCGCAUGAUGACUCGGCUGAGUGCCCGCAGGAGGGCGCAGUCCCAAGGUGCAUCCACUCGCCAAAUCCAAGAACAGGAGAUGGUCAACUUCAGGCGAGAAUUGUACCGGUCAGGCAUGAGGGUCAGGAAUGUACAAGAUGGCGGUCGUUACCGUGAUGUCUCUGCUGAGUUCUUCCGCCGCAACACUGCGUGCCUCCAUCGCCUGAUGCCAUGGCUAAAGCGGGAGCUCUGCGUCUUGUUCGGCUCCCAUGGUUCUAUUGUCAACAUUGUCCAACACAUCAUCAUGUCCAAUAUUGUCCGGUAUGACAUGGAAGGGGAAGCAUUCCAAGAGGAGUUGAGACCCUUCCUGCUUAGUCGCACUGACCACUUUUUGCACGAGUUUAUCAGUUUCGCGAGGGCUCCAUUUAACAUGGAAUCGUAUGACCAGCGAGCCAACUAUGACUGUCCAGCGCCAUCCUACGAGGAAGAAAGCGAUUCCGAUUUGUCUGUCAUUGCGAUCUCACCUGACGUUGCUAAUCCUCGGCAGGCAGACAGACCAACUCCUAACCCCUCAGAGCUGGCUCUUAGCCUAAGUCAGGCAACAUGGGAUGAUGAGACACCUGGCCCUUCCUACUCAGUCACAGAGACCUUGGAGGCCGGGAAUUCCUCACCUGAUGAAGCCUCUGUUGUUUCUGAAGCGGUUUCAUCGCAGCCCGAAUCAUCAUUGCCAAUAAAGGCUGAUCCUGCAACAAAGGAGGACAACUCAAUCCGAUUGGGAGAUGAUUGCUUAAUCGUGGGUUAUGUGAAACCUUUAGCUGAGAGGACUCCUGAGCUGAUUGAACUGAGUUCAGACUCCGAGGUUUCCACACAUGUCGCAAGCACAGAGGUUGUUGGGCAGCCUGUGCAUACACAUUUCAACAGCAUCAGCGCUAGUAGUUGCUGCUUGUCAACCAGGUCAUCCUCAACCAGAUCCUCUGUCUCCAAGGAUCGGUGGAAAAGGAAGAAAUCAAAACGGAAGAAGAGGAAGAAAUCAAAAAGAGAGAAGCAUCGAAAAAAAAGUUCCCAUUCUGGAGGCAGCACCUCGUCUUCCUGCAGACAUAAGGCAAGGGAAUCCAACAGGGUUAGAUGUCGUUAAGAUCGAUCCAGGUACCGAUCGCAAAGCAGAGACAAACAUGAUCUUCAGAGGCACCAGCGAUCAGGCAGCGCAGAUAGAACUAUGGGGUCUUACUCGUACAGUAGAAAUGAGCAUCGAGCCAAGGACUGGAGCCAAAGGACCAGGAGAGACAACUAUUCUUUGGGAGGUAGAGCGAGGUCAGCCAGCCGAGAAACCUGUGGCAAUCAAACACAGAACAGAAAGAGGUCACGGAACCGAGAGAGGGCGUCAUGUACAAGAAGUCGAACAGGGUCCCAGAACAGUGACAGCGUGGUUCCCAGGCACCGACCUAGAUCACGCUCUUGGAGCAGAGGGUAUGCAUUAGUGAGAGACAGGAGAAGGACCAGAAGCAGGGAGAGGACAUACAGUUAUAUGAGGGAAUACCAGGAAAGAGACAGGGUGUUCUCAUAUCAGUGGGAAAGAUACAGUUACCACAGUAGAGCGCACAACGGUCAUGAUUCAUUAGCCAGAACCAGAACUCGCCAUAGGAGAACGUCGCCUUGUUCAGAUUAUAGAAUACGGUCUAGUUCUGAAAGUACAAGUUUAAGAAGCCCAUGUAGUCAGAGGGAAGACGUUUAUUAUCAGUACAGAAAUUAUCAUUCAAGAAGUCCAUCGAGUACCAGGUCUAGAACUACCUCUGGCCGCACUGAUAAGUUGAGGCAAGAGAAACCUGGGGGCAAAAGAAAGUAUAAAACUCAUUAUUUGGAAAGUUCAUCCAGCAGAGAAGACAAAAGUGCAAAUUUACAGAUUGCCAAGUUAUCGUCAGAGAUUCACACUUUGCCCAGAAGGGAGGGAAGCUCUCCCAGGCCUCAUUCACAAUGCAGCAGCUACUCGAAGAAUGGUUCUGUGGUGGCUGAGAGCAUGAUAAGCAGUGAGCCCAAGUCGAAAAGGCACAGAGAGAAGCAGAGGAGUUCCAGUGUAGAAAUUGUGUAUGAAGGAAAGGCAACAGAGGCAAGCCGGCGUCACAAGCGAAAGAAGAAACACAAGAAGCAGAGGAAGGAGAAAAGCAGCGAAAGGACAGAUUGCACAAAUCAAUCUCCACUUGUCAUAACUAUUGAAAGUGAUACCGAUGAGGUGGCUGUUGCAAGCAUGGAUAGUGAUAACAGCACUGUAAGCAAAACGUCUGAGUACCUUAAGAAUAGCAGUUUUGAUUUUGUUGAACACCUCAUGCAGACUCGGGCUGCCCAGGAUCUCUCCAGUGCAACAGCCAAUACUUUAUUCAGGAACACCAGCACAGAGUCGUUGGAUGUGUGUGGGCUGCCCACUGAUUCCGAUCUUUCUCCUCCGAAUCCAAACGGACAGACUUGUCUUAAACCAGAAGGUGUAAAUCCAGUGACCAAUGCAGGCGAUCAUCGGAAUUUUAAGGGGGAAGAGCAAAGCAGCAGACAGCAUUGUCCUUCACCAAGGCCAACUCUUCCCAAAAACACUUCAGACAGACCACCUUUGAUACUGAAAAUCCCAAAGAGGUUCUUUAAUGGCACCAACCUAUUUAAUAACUCAAUGAAAAAUGCAUAGAAAUAGUUUCCUGAGACAACCGAUUUGAACUUGGUAAUCGCUCCUCCCACCAACCCUUUCCAACCCCACUUCCACACCAGGGAAUUUUAUAUUACAUUUGUACUGUAGUAACAAGAGGAUUUCUAAGUGUGUGGGGUCAUCAAGCUAGCAUCAGAUGUACAGAUUUGUUUAAAAAAAAUAAACAAAGAAUUCCUGUGACAUGACUGCUAAUACUGUGCUGAUCAGUUUUGCGUGAGCAUAAUGCUUUACUGUGACCAGGAUGGUGAAUGGUGUCUGUACGUUGGAAAUUUUAUAUCUAUUGUAUAUUAAGGUUGGACUGUUGCAGUCUGGCGAGAAGUUGCGUGGAUUUAUUUAUUUAUGUUAUCUUUUUCAUCUUGAUUUUAUCAUUGCCAAAAGUAGAUAACACAAGCUGGUCCUUUAAUUGCUCCAAACUCUCAGUGAUCAUGCACAUGCAGGUAGGAGGAUUUGGAGAGAUUAAUGGCGCUUGCACUUUUGUAAAUAAUCAUUCUCGAAUGUUCUAAGAUAGUUGCCAACUGUGUAGAAUAAUCAAAUUGGCUGUUGGCGCAAUAAAGUUUUUUUUUAAAUCA
Leucoraja erinaceus (little skate) is the source of this 3918-nucleotide messenger RNA. RefSeq names its product topoisomerase I binding, arginine/serine-rich a (gene toporsa). Gene Ontology annotation, biological process: protein monoubiquitination; protein polyubiquitination. Lineage: Eukaryota; Metazoa; Chordata; Chondrichthyes; Rajiformes; Rajidae. The record is from RefSeq and is a predicted model, not a curated record. Gene Ontology annotation, molecular function: ubiquitin protein ligase activity.